AUGGCCCGACGCGGUGCUCCAGCCAUAGUUACCGCAGCACUGCUGCUCCAGCUGCUGCCUUUGGCAUUUGCGCAUGGUGACGAGCAUCAUGGCGCAUCCAUGGACAUGAACGCGCACGACUCGCCAAAUCCUCAAAUUCAAAAUGACGAGCGACCUCAAAGUUAUUGGAGCCUUUCUGAGCACGCGACGCUGAUGUACUGGCAUAUUGGGCUUGAGAUUCUAGCAUGGACUGUCAUCUUGCCGGUUGCUGUGAUGCUAAGUAUCGCUCGUUCGCGAUUUACUCUACCCUCUCAGUUUGUGUUCCUUGCUGUCAAUGCACUGGCGCUCAUCAUUGGUAAUGUGUACAACAACAAGACGCCGGAGUUGUACGCCAACAACAUGCAUGGCAAGACAGGAUGGGCCAUCACAUGGAUUGGGUCUGCGUGGGUGCUCAUGGCGCUCGUUCAGAUGUACACAGGACGAGAUAAGGCUCAAUCUAUGGAGGGCGAGGUGGCACAGCCAGUAACUGCAGUCAAUAUGGCCCAGUACCAGCGCGUACGAGAAUUCAACCUUCCAGAUCCAUCCCGGUGGUCAAACGACUCCGGUCAGGGCACCGAGCGCAAUUCUGCAUCACUAUAUAGUCAUUCCCGAUCACCUAGCGUGGAAUCAGAAAACCAGCAGUUGGCUUUGUCCAGUCCUACAUACGCCGACUUCGACGACAAUACGUUCGACAGCGGUGCUGAGAAGCGUGGCUUCCUGCGCAAUACCUCAGUGGAUAGAUUCUUUUCCCGAAAUGUAGCACGAUGGGUGGCUGGCCGAACUCUGAAGGCUAUCCGGUUCUUGUACAUCGCGUUCGAACGCACUAUGUUAAUCCAGGGGUUUGUGGCCAUCACUACCGGUACAGUGGUCUAUGGCGGCAUCGCACGCGGCCCUGCAAUCAUGAACGUGCUUGCACACUAUGUCAAAGGUGGAAUGUUCUUUCUCUACGGCCUGGUUACGCUCGGUCGAUGGGUGGGAGCAUUUGCAGACCUUGGCUGGGCUUGGAACAUGAAGCCACCAAAGGAGAGUUUUGGUCGCCGGCGGAUGAACAUACCCUCCGCCGAGUUCGCAGAAUCUUUCCUCUUCUGGCUGUACGGCUGCACCAACGUGUUCCUCGAACAUUUGGCCGCCUGGGGCGGUGCUUGGACUGCGCAAGACUUGGAGCACGUCUCAAUAUCUGUGUUAUUCUUUGGUGGUGGUUUACUUGGAAUGAUUGUCGAAUCGACCAAGAUGCGAGAUCUACUCAACCACGCCGUUAUUUCGUCACAAGCAUCGGCAGACCUCCAAAAUGAAGCAUGGCAGCCACCACGCCACUACCGCUUCUCUGUAAACCCCAUUCCAGCUCUCGUCAUCAUGCUCCUGGGCAAAAUGAUGAGCUCCCACCACCAAACCUCUAUGGUCUCGACGAUGAUCCACAGCCAAUGGGGAAACAUGUUCAUGGGCGCUGCGCUUGCGCGUGGGUUCACAUACGUUAUUAUGUACAUGUCGCCACCCACGUCCUUCCUCCCGUCUCGCCCACCGACUGAGCUCAUCACGGCGUUUUGCUUCGUUUCCGGCGGCAUGACCUUUAUGCUUAGCAACAAAGACACAGUUGCAGCGCUAGAGUCGUACAACCUCGAUGCUAUGUUCAUCUUCACCGUCGUGAUGGGUUUCACGGCGCUGCUGUUGGCAUGGUCCACGGUCGUUAUUGCUAUCAAGGGCUGGGCCCAAGGCAAAGAGAACAGGAGCUUGUAUGCGAAGAGCCGCACUGCUCCCAAGUUCGAUCCCUCCGAGGUUAAGGUCAUCCACCUCCGUGCGACCGGUGGUGAAGUCGGUGCCUCGUCCGCACUCGCCCCCAAGAUCGGUCCUCUCGGUCUGUCGCCGAAGAAGGUCGGUGAAGAUAUCGCCAAGGCCACCGGAGACUGGAAGGGUCUGCGCGUCACGGUCAAGUUGACCAUCCAGAACCGUCAGGCCGCCGUUUCCGUCGUUCCCUCCGCUUCGUCGCUGGUCAUCAAGGCCCUCAAGGAGCCUCCCCGUGACCGCAAGAAGGAGAAGAACAUCAAGCACACCAAGAGCGUUCCUCUCGAUGAGAUCAUCAACAUUGCCCGCACCAUGAGGUUCAAGUCCAUGGCCAAGGACCUGAAGGGUACCGUCAAGGAGAUUCUCGGAACCGCUUUCAGCACUGGCUGCCAGGUCGACGGCCGCAGCCCCAAGGACAUCUCUGACGACAUUGAGUCUGGCGAGAUUGAGAUUCCUGAGGAGUAA
This is a messenger RNA of Dothidotthia symphoricarpi CBS 119687, 2262 nucleotides long. RefSeq lists its product as uncharacterized. Gene Ontology annotation, biological process: translation. Gene Ontology annotation, cellular component: ribosome. The coding region runs from base 1 to 2262 and encodes 753 amino acids. NCBI's taxonomy places the organism in Eukaryota, Fungi, Ascomycota, Dothideomycetes, Pleosporales, Dothidotthiaceae. The transcript has 7 exons. Gene Ontology annotation, molecular function: structural constituent of ribosome. The record is from RefSeq and is a predicted model, not a curated record.